CUGACGGCCUUUAUUUGUUAGCGUUAUUAUAUCACGGGGUUGCUUUGUGUUGUUGAAAUGCAUAUUGUUUUUAAACCGGAAGACGUAAUGUGUGGAGUGGGGGAAGGCAGCAAAGCCCUGACACUCCCAGGGCUGCUGUGGGGCGGUGUAGAGCCGCUUGUGUCGAACCCGUGAGCCGUCAGAUGUUGCUGAACUACCACUCUCUUCAUCCCUUAGGCUGAUGGGAGUUGGGUCGGUCCCCCAAAACAGCUGGAAGGCCCCACCCUUGGCGUUGACGCAGGCAGAGCUUUAUUAUCCCUCCUAAACGUGGGCAGGAUAGUAAUGGUGGACUCCUAGCUCCACCCAGAGACAGUUUAAGGCCACUGCCGACCUACUUUGCACGAGAAAGCAAGCGUUAUAGCAAGACUGCAUGAAUAUGUGGGCUCCCUGAGAGGUUUGACUGAACCAGGAUGUCUUGAAGCCAUUUUGGCUACAGCUUAUGGUUAGUGAGGAGAGCACUUAAGCAGUUUGCCUUAGUUUGGCAGUGAAAAGGAGCAAAACAGAUGUGGGCUCCUCCAAGCAUGGGCACGCUGGUGCUACCGGUAUCUCGUCCAUAGUUUGGCUUACAGUGUCAUGCGAACCAGCUCCAUGACACUAGCCAAACAGAGACCUUUUUGUCUAUCACUGCUGACAGAUUUUCCCAUAUCACUGUGGUUAAAUCAGUUGAGAAAGUACCAUGUUGCCAUAGGUCUGAGCAUUCUGGAUACAUAUCUAGGUAUCCAGCUGAGAGUCUCAUGAGACUUAUUAAAUAUACAGGUACAUGCAAUGUUUCACAUGGGCUGCUAACUUUAGAGCCAACUUCUGUAACUGUGCCUUACUUUUAAAACAAGCAAACAAACCUUGAUGUGUAAACAUUCGCAGUGGUAGUGUUAAACUCUGCUUGAAGAUCCCCUCCUUUAGUUCCUUAGAUGGCUGCUUUAUUGUCUCUUCCAGACCUGGAAUGCCAGUAGUACAUGUUGAAAAGAUCUAGGAGUCUUAGUAGACCACAAGCUUAACAUGAGUCAACUGUGUGAUGCAGCAGCAAAAAAGCUAAUGCUAUUCUAGGCUGAAUCAACAGAAGUAUACUGACUCAAUCAAGAGAAACCACAGUCCUGUUCUACUUUGCCUUGGUCAGACCACACCUGGAAUACUGUGGCCAAUUCUGGGCACCACAAUUUAAGAAGGAUGUUGACAAGCUGGAAUGUGUGCAGAGGAGGGUGACCAAGAUGACCAGAAUAUGGAAACCAAGCCUUACGAGGAACAGUUGAGGGAAUUGGGUAUGUUUAGCCUGGUAAAGAUGAGAUGGAAGAUGGAGCAAGCUUAUUUCUCCUGCUCUGGAGGCUAGAAACUGAACCUAGUUACAAGAAGGAAAUUCCAACUAAACAUAAGAAAGAACUUUCUGAGAGUAAAAUCUGUUUGACAGUAGAACAGACUCCCACAAGAGGUGGAAGACUAUCCUUCCUUGUAUUUUUUUAAAGCAGAGGUUGGAUCUAUGAUCUAGUUGAGAUUCCUGCAUUGCAGGGAGUUGGACUAGAAUCAGGCAUCCCCAAACUGCGGCCCUCCAGAUGUUUUGGCCUACAACUCCCAUGAUCCCUAGCUAACAGGCCAGUGUUGGGGAAGAUGGGAAUUGUAGUCCAAAACAUCUGGAGGGUCGAAGUUUGGGGAAGCCUGGACUAGAUGAUCCUUGGGGUCCCUUCCAGCUCUACGAUUCUAUAAUUCUGUGAAUACCCCAAAGUACUUAUUGGGAAUGAAAAGUCCCAAAGAGCAGCCAUGUGAACUGCCCAUGCUUCAAAUCUUGUGGUGCCUGAAUUAAUUAACAAUCUGUUUAAGAUCAGAGUUGGGCACUGUAUAUCGGAGACCAUUGAUAAUAAAUCUAACAGAAUUGUCUAGUAAAGGUGAUGGCUAUUUCUAGAUGAAGCUAGCUUGGGGAGAAAAGGUGACUUUUUGACUCUUAGUGAUAGUGUUGAAACAAGUAUGAUAUGUUAUUGAAAGAGUCUACAACAAAAACCUUUAAAAGACACACUGCUUUCGUUAUUUCAGAACCCUCUCCAGGGUUUCAGACCAGGGACAUUCCUAGCCCCACUAAGAUGCUGCAAAUUGAACAUGGGACCUCCAGUACAUGAGACAGAUGCCCUGUUGUUGAACUAUGACCCUUCCCCUUAAAGUGGGAUGGAACGUGAGAUCUUUUGCAUGAAAAUUCUAUGCUGCUCCACUGAACUUCAGGCCCUCUUCUCAGUCUGCAGCUGAAUGUAGCUAAGUAGCAGAACUUGAACCUUGUAGUGAAUAUUGUCCCCCUCCCAUCAAAAUGGCACUUCUGCCAUGCAGAAAAGUUCACACCAUAAAAUGAAUUUACUGUACACAAUAUUUCAAUAUAGAUCUUUUCAUAAUUGAUUAUUGCAUUUAGAAGAGAGUUACAGGGCUUUUCAGUAAGCAUCUCAUUUAACAGCCUACAAUUGAGUCACUGUCCUUUAUUAUUUCAGUACAUUGGAACAGUGCUCAGAUUAAAUUUGUAUCAAUUUAACAGAUCACUGCAGCAAAUUCAGCAUUAUUUGAAAUCUGCUGCCCUCUUUAGCCGAUUUAUAUGAAUUUUCCAAGCAAAGGGUGGUUUUGUGAAGUGGAGAGAGAGAGCAACCAGUUUUAUUUAUCUGCAGACUAAGUAUUUAGUAAUUAAUCCAAUGUGAACCUGAGAGAAUAAAACAACUGUAUGCCUAAAAUGGUUUCAACUAUGCAUUCUCUUCUAAUGCUCUAAUACUGUUUCACAUGAUCUAUUACUGUAUGAGUUUGGGGGAGAGGGAAUUGUUUUGAUUGCUUUGAAGAAAAGGUACAGUAAUGGCUUUGUGAAAGCUGGUUGCAGAGCAAAUUGAGUUUGAUGGAAGAAUAGUAAUAGAUUGUGAAGUGGAGGGGACAAUUGCUUAGACUAAAGCAGCAUAAUUGAUUAUAUUCGAGAAUAUACAAUUGUGGAAUUAAAAUCUUAAUGCCCAAGUAAGAUAUAUUUUGGUUUGUGGAAACAAACUGUGAGGCAGGAGACUACCCAUAAUUCUAUAAAAUGACUAUUACUAGAAUUUGCUGCCCAAGACCAGGAAGAUGUGACCCAGGAAGAGUCUCACAAUCUAUUUCUUUGCAUGUUUAUUAAAAAGUUAGCCCCACUGAGUUCAAAGGGUCCUAUACAUACAUAGGUCUGCAUAGUGUUGCUGUUCAAAGGUUGACAUCAUUUGGAAGAAAGUGAGAACUAGGAUCUGCCUUAGGCCUAAAUCCAUGGGGCAUUAUCCAACUAACUCAUUCCAUCAACACAAGAAUUUGUUUGUUUGUUUGUGCAUCACAUGUCUAGCACCAUUCCCAAAUUUGCUCCAGAGGGUUAUGGGAACCCCCAAAACAUAUUUGCAAGGCACAUAGGGGCAGGAGAGUAGGGGAAGUUCUGUUGCACAAGAAGAUUUUCCUGCACUGAUGGAACAAGUUAGUUGGAUACCACCCACAGUUAUUGACGUCAGAUUGAAGGACAGGUGAAUUAUGUGUUUCAGUGAAUUUCUAUGUUCAUCCACUAUAAAGAGUGUAUUUCCCUCCACUGUCCCCAUUGUCUCCCAUAGAACACCUAUAUGUGUGCACAUAUGAAUUCCUAUUGUCUAGCAGGCAGCUUUCUAAUUCUAUACUGUUCAUAUGCAGAUUGCUGGGGUAAAUAGCUUUCAUUUUGUAUCUGUCUUCAGGAAUGAUGGGAAAUUACAAGUGUGCACAUGUGACUUGACUGACUGAUGUGACCUGGAAGGCAUAAUGCACACCCAAAAAAAUCCCACAGCUGCAUUUUGUGGUAGCAGAGUGUGUGAAUCCUUUACAUCAGUUUUGCUGCAAAUUCUCUUUAACUUUGGUUAUAUAAAAGCCCACUGCAUAAUGGGUGCAGUGAGGCAGGCCAUCUCAUGGCAGAUUUCGGAGUUCCGUUAAAAGGCAGAAAACCAUCAAUAUUUAUCAGCACAUAUUAUCUUUUUCAUCUCAAAAGUUUCUGGGCCUACCUAUUUGGGAUGGUAGCCAAUGCAUUUUUUCCCUAAGGAGCUUGUCUUGGGAGUGUAGAAAGAUGCUUUAUACUCAGUCAGACCCACUGGCCAAUCUAGUUCAGUAAGGUGUAUUCUGCCUGGCAGCUUUCUAUGUGUAGACCCAAUACUGUCUGCUGUACUUCCCAAGAGAGAGAGAGAAAGGCAACAGCUCCUCUCUGGAGCUAGCGCAACUUGCAUAUAACCACUCCCACCACACCUGCAGCCGCUCCUGUGGAUUACUCUGUGCUGAGAAACCUGACACCUUCCAGACGUGUUUGGACUAAAUCUCGCAGUAUCCCUGCCUGGCUGGGGAUGUUGGGAGUUGGAAGUGCAGCAACAUCUGGAGGGAAACACACUGUCUACCUCUGCUUUAAACUCGACGCUCUCUAUUUGGGUAAAGCGCUGGAUACGAUCGUGCCCGGUAGCAGCCUAUGCUUCAGUUGCCCAGAGAGAGGGCUCAGCUCGUUGGCCCCAGAGACCCCAAUGGUCGGUCCCAACACGCCCUCCUGUGGCGCUCGGACCCCCAGAACUUGCCCACCCGACCCGCUUUCCCUUUGAUCGCUCUCCCUGUGCGGCCACGCAGCUUUCCUGCGCCCCGGAGAAGCCACCCGGGGAUCGGGCAGCCAGCUCGUUUCCCAAGGGAUGCGCUCUCGCGCUGCAUGGAAGGGGCGGGGGAAGAGGCGUGCUUCCGCGCCUGCGCGUUUCUUGGCGGAACUGUGAGCCGAGGCACCAGCAGCCGGCGGUCCGCUGUUGCCGGUGCACCUCGGUGCCUUGCAGUUGGCCGGGUUGUCGGUUUCUUGCUGGUAGCCACUGCCGAGGAAAGGCGGGACGGGCGGGGGCGCGUUUUUAUUACAGAAAGCAAUCGGUCGGAGGAUACUUUCCUCUUAGCUGCCAGGGGCGAAGAGGGGUUUAUGUGGGCGCCGCUGCCUAGGCUUACCCUGGUCUCCCAGCAACCGGCCGUUAUACCCUAGCCCGGGCUCCGGCCUAACGGGCUCCGGCGGUUGCUGCUCGGGAACCGGAGCGGACCCCGUAGCGUCUUUCCAGCAGGUGGCUGGCUGGGAGUCGCCCCACCCCCCUCCUCGUCCAAGGCUCUUAAAUGUGGCUGGGUCGGAGGGAGGAGCUCAGCGCCUCCGGCCAAAACUCCAGGGGGGCUUGGCAAAGACGUGUUGGGGGGAGGGGCUGGCUUUAAUUCAAAAGCUUUGUGGCACCUUAGCAGCUCAAAUUUAUGUUGCCGUAAAUGUCUGAAAGGUGCCCCGAGAACCACCACGCCGGGGUGGGAGCAUGUUUGUGCAAUUGACUAGAUGCCAUUACCCUGUCGAGUUUGGCUUGCCAUGGUGGGUUGAAGAACGGUGGUUACAUAUGGACCAGCAUUGCCAGGCAUAACCCAUAAAGAUAUUAUGCAGGAAAGGGGUAGCAAAGUUGGAGUAAAUGAGGAAUUGUUUAAAAAGGAUAUCCAUGUGUAUGGGUAUAGGUGUUUAAAAGGUCCUUUAAAAGCUGUGCUGUACUUUAUGGAUGAUGAACCUCCAGUUUAUCUCCCCCCCCCCCCAUGAUGGGUUCCUUGCCUUUAGCUAUUGCGAGACUUGCAGAAAUUUAAGUUACAAAUGCUUCCAUUGCACCUUCUUGCUGGACAAUGUUCCAUUGAUGAAUGUUUCUCUGUCCAGUUAAAGUCAGUGGACUUCAGAGACAGUGGACCUAUAGACAUUAUGAGAGGGAAGCAGCUGUGAAGGGGUUGGAAAGUUGGUGGGUUAUUUAUUAAAAUCCGAGCCAAUGAUUUUUGCUUGUUACCGUAGAUUAUUCUACAUGUUUCUUUUACCUUCUCAUACAGGAUUUGCGUAACAUUCACCCUGCCUGUUCAAAGAGCACUGGAAAAAAAUGAAGACUGGAAUUAUCUGAUAAGAUUCUCAACAUCACACCUUGCUAGAGAUCUGUAUCACUUCCACCGCCUAGCAGGGUUGAGGGAAAAGGAAAUAAUUAAUGUGAGAACUUUGCUUCCACUCUUACUGUUGAUUCUUCAUUCAAAUCCACUUCCUAGUACUUUUUUUUGCUAUUAGAUGCCUGAGUGUUAACCAUCAUAAGUAAGUAAAAGUCUGGUGUUCCCAGAAUGGACUGCUCUAGUUCUUACUCAGGGGAAGAUGGUGGCCAGAACACAUCUCAAAGCCAUAGUGGUGAAGAUGAGCGACAGUGGCAACAGGAACGCCUUAAUAGAGAGGAAGCCUAUUACCAAUUUAUUAAUGAGCUCAGUGAUGAAGACUACAGGUUAAUGAGAGAUCACAACCUUCUGGGGACUCCAGGAGAAAUAACAGCAGAUGAGCUGCAGCAACGUUUGCAAGGUGCAAAGGAGCAUUUGGCAUCCCAUUCUGACGGAGAAAAUAGAGACUGGGAAGGAGGUACUGUCGGAGAUGCAGAAACUGUUGGGGAAAAUUCAACUAACAGCUCGCUGCUAGAGUGGCUGAGCACAUUCCACCGUACAGGAAAUUCCAGCCAUAGUGGACAGAGUGGGAACCAGACUUGGAGGGCUGUAAGCCGAGCAAACCCGAGUAGCGGGGAAUUUCGGUUUAGUCUCGAAAUAAAUAUAAAUCACGAACAUAACAGUGUUGACGCUCCUGGGGAAGAAUUUAACGGCUACCUUCUCGGUGAUCCCAAUGGAAGGCAGGUAGAGAAUAGGUCUCUGAUAGAAGAAAGUCCCAUAGCCAGCCGAACAAGGAGCAGGACAUUGAGAGAGACUGUUGGUCGUGCGGUUGCCUCGUCAAGCGCUGGCAACGUUAGUGGCUCAGUGACACAAAAUGCCGAAGUAGCAACUCAGUUAUUCCCGGGCAGACUCAGAAACAGAAGCUCAGCUGGCCUUGCAGCACACAACAACGUCUUAGAUGACAAUGAACACAACAUUAUUAGGCAAAGGAGAGUUCACAGAGUCUCGUCAGUGACAGUUCACAGAAGGAGAGCUAGAACUCGGAGGAAUGCAAGGCAAAGGCCAGAAGUUUUAAGACUAAGAUCAACAUUCAGCAGUCAGUUUCAGUCCCAUUUGGAAAGAAGGCAACGUAUGAAUGCACAGCAAAUCCCUAGAAGGUCUGGCCAGGCACAAACAGCCCAGCCUCCUCCUGAGCAAGGUGAGGACCAAGUGCCAACACUGGGCAUAACAUUGGAAGAGGAGGAAUCUACCAGACCCACAACUGCACCUAGAAGACUUCCUAUUAUUACAUUAGACCUUCAGGUGAGAAGAAUUCGUACUGGAGAAAAUAGAGACCAAGACAGCAUUGCUACUAGAACUCGUUCGAGAGCAGGCAUGGCAGACAAUGCGGUCAGUUUUGAAAGCGAUAGGGAGGGUUUUCGUCAGACUGUUUCACGAUCUGAACAUGCGGGCAUACGGACAUAUGUUAGCACCAUACGGAUACCCCUUCGUAGGAUAUCUGAAAUUGGGCUCGGGGAAUCUUCAUCGGCGGCUCUUAGAUCAAUUCUAAGGCAAAUUAUGACUGGGUUUGGAGAGCUAAGUUCCUUAAUGGGCACCGAGUCAGAAUCCGAAGCUCAGAGGAGUGGUCAGCACUCGGCAGACAUGCAGUCAGAACUGUUUAAUGUACACACUCUAAACAGCAUUGGUGAGUUCAGUGAAGCUUCUCUUCGAAGCAGGCCUGCUGAACAAGGUAGCAGAGAAUGGCAUGGAGAAACCAAUGCGACCCAACACUACAAUCAAAGUAAUGAAGCUCAAGGUAACCGACAGUUUCAAGAUGCAAACAGUUUUGUUGAAAGUGGAACGCUUCCCAUCCUUCGUCUUGUACCUUAUCUUUUAUUAGAUGAAAGUACUAAUGACCACUUGAGGGGGUUAACCAAAGAACAAAUUGACAAUCUUUCUACUCGCAAUUAUGGGCAUCUUGGUGCAGAAGAGGGUGAAAUAAGCAAGACCUGUAGUGUUUGCAUUAAUGAAUAUGUUUCAGGAAACAAGCUAAGGCAGUUGCCAUGUAUGCAUGAGUUCCAUUUUCACUGUAUUGAUCGCUGGCUUUCUGAGAAUUCCACUUGCCCAAUUUGUCGACAACCUGUAGUAGCUUAACAUUGCAGGCAGUGGAUAAUUCCUCACAAUUUUGAAUUUGUGUACUCCAUUGGGAGCCUGGUGGUAUUUUACUAACUUUGAAUAUGAGGAGUGUGUGUGUGUAAAACAAGUUUAAAAUUGGAAGUGACCUCACUACAUGUGGCAGUGAACCUCUCUUCUCAAAAGGCAAGUGUAAGGGUGAAGAUCAAUCUAAUAGGCCUCAUGCGAUUAUAUUUUUCUAUAUAAUUCCCUUAUAUAAAGCACUUCUGUAAUAUAGAAACGUAAUCGUUUGUGUUAACAGUAUGAUCUUUAUUGAGAUUUCAGUUUUUGUGAAGUUGUUGAAAUAAUCUUUUGUUAACCAUUUGCUCUAUGAGCGAUCCUUUUUUAUGUUGCAAAAGUAACUGGAAACCUGGGCAUCUGGCAGGAGGUACUUUAAAUAGAGUAAGUGUUUUGAUUUAAAUAUGCAGUGGAUAUUUUUAUAGAAUACCCUGCCCAUUUGGUUUUAUUAAUUUUAUAGGCAGUUUUUGCAUGUUUUAUACAUGGCUUACUGUUGCCCAUUAACCUUUACAGUGGAUGUGGUUCUUGGGGUCGACUGAAAUUUGUUUCAGAGGCCUGACUUAGACAGACUGUUUGUUUAGCCAUGAGAUUACAUUAGAGAACUAUUAAUUUAUGUUCGCCAGUUCUACAUUGACCUCAGAACGUUGCUUAACGAAUACAGAAGCAGUAUGUUUAGGUUGCUCAGACAUUUAAGCACAUUCCAAUUAGUUUUUUCAAAAUAAUAAUAAUUAAUUUGAUGGUGGAAUAGUGCCAUGGAUAAGUAACUUGCAAGCACGAUUUAUGUUUCGUUUUUGUACAUUUUGUACAUUUUGUUGUAAGACAGUCUCUUCUGCACAGUGUACAAAUGAAACAUGUAAUUUUGGACCGUGGAAAGUUUUCUGAGAAUCAGAUGCCAUCAACUGUUAAGGGAAAGAUGUAUGCUUAUUACAAAAAUGCAAAAGAAGCUGUAUACUUGGACCUUAAAGCUUAUACCAAUACCUGACAAAAUAAUAAAAGUGCAAGAACAAAACAGAUGUGUCACUUAUUUGCGUAUCUCUUAAAAGCUGAAUGAGAAGGAGAAUGUCCUUCUUAAAAAAUGGAGCCUGCAAUGCCUCUUUUCUUUAGCUGUAACCCUCAAACCAUUCCAGUUCAUUGGACCUAGGUUGUAGUAGGCAGCAUAAGGAACAGUGCUUCCAUUUCUUACAAAUUUACAUGAAUUCUUAGUAACACAUGCAAAUAUGCACACUUGUAGAGAGACAUGGUUUUAUCCAGCUAAAUAAUGGUAUACUUGCAGAACUCAUUCAGCACACAACAGAACUUCUCCCUCCCUCAUUGCAAAGCUGUAAGACGCAUCCCAUGAUGUUGGAUAGGUCUCUCGUAUCUUGUAAAGAAGUCUUUCAGAGGAGUGGGGGAAGAAAUAUGAGUUGCAUGAACUUGUGCAGUUUUCCCUAAAGCAUUGCACACAUGGAACAACUUGAACUUACCCUCCUCCUCUUUUUUGGUGCAAGUAAGACAACUAAGAGGUGACAUGAUGGAAGUGUAUAAAAUGAUGCAUGGCUCAGAGAAAGUGCACAAGGAGGGAAAUUAUCUCUCUGCAUAACACUAGAACGGACUGACAUCCAAUGAAGCUGAAGAUUCAGGGGAGAAAAGAAGGUACUGUACGUCUUUACAGAGAGCAUAGUUAAACUGGGGAAUUCUCUUAAGAGGCAGUGGUGGCCAGCAACUUGGAGAAUAGACAAAUUCAUAGAGUAAAAGGCUGUCAACAGCUACUAAACCCUAAUGAAUAUGUUCUACCACCACAGUCAGAGGUGAUAUGCUUCUAUAUACCAGUUGCUGGAAACCACAGGGGAGAGUGCUGCUGUGCUUGUGGGUUUCCCAUGAACAUCUGGUUGGACACUGUGAGAACAGGAUGCCAGAGUAUAUGGGCCAUUGGCCUGAUCCAGCAGGACUAUUCUGUUAUUUAUGACUGGGAUCUAUGUCCUUAUUUAUGAGGAUCUGUGUACUAUUAGAUCUGCUGCAUCAUGAACACAAAUACACUUUCAUUAGAAAGUCCCUCCUUGCAACUAUUUUUGACUCUAAUCCAUCUCUGAGCUAGAUUACUGAUAGCUCAUCUCUUUGACCUUUACUCUGGAUGCUCAGGAAGUGAUUCUGCCCCAUUGAUUGUGUGUCAAGAGUCUUGUUAUCCUUACAUGCCUCCAACAUGGAGUGGGUGGGAGAUGGUAUUUUUAAAGGACCCUAAAAUUAGAAAUGGUCAUGAUGCAACUUUGGGCAAAUUUAAGACUACCAAUGCUGUUCUAAUCCACAACUGGAUUUGAGCCAAUAUAGGUUAUGGUCCUAAGCAUGGGUCUUUGAAAAUUGAAUUGCAGUGGAGUACCAUUUAAUUCAGAGCCACUUUCUUUCAAAUAAAUGCAUGUAGAAUCACCAUCCUAAACUCAAGUACCACUAUACUUCAAAAGAAGAAGAAGAGUUUGGACUUUAUAUCCCACCUUUCACUCCCCUUAAGGAGUCUCAAAGCGGCUAACAAUCUCCUUUCCCUUCCUCCCCAACAACAAACACCCUGUGAGGUGAGUGAGGCUGAGACUUCAGAAAAGUGUGACUAGCCCAAGGUCACCCAGCAGCUGCAUGUGGAGGAUCAGGGAAGCGAACUCGGUUCACCAGAUUAUGAGUCCACCACUCUUAACCACUACACCACGCUGGCUCACGUGCAUUAGAAGUGGCAUCAUUGUCAUACCGGGGAGACACUACGAUGGAUGCCUGUGGAUUGAAAUGCCUUGCUUUGUUUGCUUAUUCAGGGAGUAUGCUUUAGGAAUGGGUUGUUAUUUGCCUUAAAUUUAAACCCUUUGGGUUUUACUGGUAUAAAUUUUGCAUUGGGUGAACUGCAGUUAUAUAACCCACUCUGUUUGGGUGUAAACAAGAUGUGUAGGACCAGCUCUUGCAGGUUUCCAUCCAGAGCUAAUGUUAUUUGUGCCCUCCUGCCAGCUGAAAGUGCCUUCCACACAUACAAGAUGCUGUUUUACAUCUGAAGCUAGAUGAGAGGAGCCAUAGCUGAAUGGCAGACUUGAUGCUUUGCACACAGGAGGUGCUACCUUCUCAAUUCCUAGCACCUCUAGGUAUGACUGGAGAAGGGUCCCUCCUGAAACCAUGGCAAGCCACGCCUAGACUAUAUAAACAGCACCUACUAUGUUCACUCACCUUCCUAGGCUGCAGAAGUAAAACUAAAUCUAAAUAUUUCUUCCACGUACGCAACCUUUGAGGCAUUCAGAAACAUAAGUACUUCUGUAGAACCACCCAUUUUAGCAGCGCAUAAAUUGUUGCCUGAAGCUCACGUUAAAGCUUUCCUGAAGCCAUGCUAGAAUUUUGUUUCCUUUCACUCCUUGUUCUUUGGACCCAGCCCAUUGCAUCCAGAAUAAGACACUGUCUAAAGACUAGUUGUGAAGCAGAAUGCAAAGGUCAUCCAUUCCAGUCCCAAGACAUUUGCACAUAGCAUUACUACCUAGCUACACAUUUUUUUGGAAGUAACAAACCUAUUUUAUGUUGCCAUGUUCAGAACCUGAGAAGUGCCCUGCUUUUAUUUGAGCAAGGGUCCAUCUGAUUUGAAAUCACUGUUC
Molecule: messenger RNA, 11705 nt
Organism: Zootoca vivipara (common lizard)
Lineage: Eukaryota; Metazoa; Chordata; Lepidosauria; Squamata; Lacertidae
Gene: RNF6
Product: ring finger protein 6
Biological process (GO): positive regulation of DNA-templated transcription; protein ubiquitination; ubiquitin-dependent protein catabolic process
Cellular component (GO): nucleus
Molecular function (GO): ubiquitin protein ligase activity
Source: RefSeq, a predicted model, not a curated record